Messenger RNA from Dicentrarchus labrax (European seabass), 3717 nucleotides. It is a transcript of the gene dnai3, whose product is annotated as dynein axonemal intermediate chain 3. Gene Ontology annotation, molecular function: dynein heavy chain binding; dynein light chain binding. Gene Ontology annotation, cellular component: inner dynein arm. Bases 39 to 2831 code for a protein of 930 amino acids. Lineage: Eukaryota; Metazoa; Chordata; Actinopteri; Moronidae. Gene Ontology annotation, biological process: cilium movement involved in cell motility; inner dynein arm assembly. The transcript has 23 exons. The record is from RefSeq and is a predicted model, not a curated record.
GCUGCUGCGACCUGAUUGGCUCCUGGACCUGUCAGUCAAUGUUUUUCCUCACUCCUGUAACCCCUGGCAACCAAACAAUCCCACUCACCGACGAGACGUGUGGAGAGGAUUUCCAAGCUAAAGUUAACUACCGUGAACUGUUUAACUACCGUGAAGCUAUUCUAAGAGCAAAGAUGCCACCGAAGAGACCAAAGAGUGCAAUAAGCAGUGCAGGCAGUAAAGGGAGAGCUAAAGGCAAAAAGAGUCAGUCACCUACACUUGUGGAAAAACCUGGUCAUCCUGAGGAUAUCUUCCCCAUGGUCCUGACAUCAGCCACCCAGGAGCUCUUUGGUUGCCUCGCUGAUGAGGACGUCACAGGGGAGAGUCCCUACAAGCUGUUGAAAAAAGACGACAUCAUACAGGACAUUAAGACAAGAGCCGCAGUGUCCGAUUUCAGCCCCGUGAAGCAGAUUGUGCUGGACUACCCAGAGGAUGAACUCUUGCUGGUGUAUGACAGGGAUUUCACCUAUGAGCAGUGCUUCUACCUGGUUCUCACACCAGAAGCCAAGGACAGAAUCCUCAAUCCCCCUGAGCCUGAGACAUCACAAGUGCUUGAGAAUGUAGUCAAUAAAACCCCAGAACCAAAGGAAUGGAUAUCUCUUGGCAGCGAGCUGGAAAUAGAUGAAGAAUCUAUCAAAGAGACCAGAGAAAAGUUGUGGUACAAGUUCUCCAGAGUGCGGAGGAAGUUUGGGGUACCAGUCUGUUUUUCAGACCGCAACACUGCAGAUGCGAAGGAUGGCUACCUAGAGUGUGCUUCCUAUCAAGACAGCAGAUUCAGCAUCAAGCAGAUGCAGAGGGACUGCGGGAUGCAGGCUGUUCCCAGACUGCAGAGCAGCAGUGCUCAGACACAGUGGAAGUUUCAGAGGAAUAUCUUUACCCAGUACGUGCCAAGAGAGUUAAGUGAUGAAGAAAAAGAGAACAUCCUCCAGUUUGAGAGUCUGAAUAAUUUUUGCAACUCAGUGACCCCCAGAGUUUUGCAAGCCCUUCAGCAGGAAGAGAUCAUGAAUGGGUUCUUUGAUGAUUGGAAGGCUCUGGGGGCAGCAGCUGAAGACGGUGACUGGUCUGGGAAGGUCUCUGAAGGUUUGAUGCUUUAUCAGGCCUUCACAGACCAGAAGUACACUAAGGACAAGAAAAUCAGCAGUAUUAACUGGCACCCUACCAUCUACGGUGUGUUAGCUGUGGCUCUGACAGAGCAAAAGGAGGAACGGACGAAGGACUCCACAACCUUUGUCGUCACACCUUCUGUCAUUCUCUUCUAUAGCUUCUCCGACCCUUCUAUUCCCCAGUUGCUGCUGGAGUGCCCAGAUGACAUUUUUGCCUUUGAGUUCUGCCCCUCUGAUCCAAAUAUUAUCGUUGGCGGCUGCAUAAAUGGCCAGGUUGUGUUGUGGGACAUUUCUGCUCACGUCACACACUUACUGGGAACGCAGCCUGGUAGUAAAAAGGUCUCUGUCAGCACUGACACAUUUGACCUCGAUGACAACCAAGAGAAUAAGACUCCUGUCGUGCGCUACUGUGCAGUGUCUGCCUUAGAGAGCAGGCACAAAGCCCCAAUUACUGAUGUCCAGUGGCUGCCACCAACAUUUGAGGUGACCAGGUCAGGCUUACCUGUGGAGAACAAGUAUAACAUUUCUGUUCAGGUUGUCACCUGCUCCCCUGACUGCACUAUAAUGUUCUGGGAUUUGCGCAUGCAAAGGUUAUUGAGCCAUUCAGCAACAGACAGAAAGCAGAGUGUGGAUCAGAAGACCCAGAUGACACCUUACAGUGUCCCUGACACUUUCAAACAUCUGGACCGGACUUGGAAACCCCUUUUCAGGGUUUCCCUGCCAAAGAUCGAUACCAGUGGAGAAUACGCUCCUUUGAAGUUCAGCCUGGAACACUACACCUGUAAUGGUAAUACAGGUAGGACCACAGAAGAAGAUAAUGAAAAUGAUGAUGGUGAUAGCUCAAAGGUUAUCCCAGACUACAGCCAGCUCAGAGUGCCUUCAGCUAAAACAGCCACAAUUCUGGAGGAUGUCAAUACCAAGCUCUAUAUUGGAACAGAGGAUGGGGAGAUUGUUCACACUGAUUGGAAACUGGAGAAGGAUGACUCAGGACGUCUGCAAAGUGCCAAGCCCCUCCACUGUUUUAACAUCCAUCACUGGUUGGUGAAUACGGUACAGCGGUCACCCUUCUACAAAGACAUUAUUCUGACAACGGGAGGCUGGAACUUCGCCAUCUGGAAGGAGGGAGUCAUGGAUGGCCCCAUCGUCCUGUCACCAAGCUCUGAGCAGGUGUGCACCUCGGGGUGCUGGUCCCUGUCCCGACCAGCUGUUUUCUUCAUUGGGAAAGACGAUGGGAGCAUUGAGGUGUGGAACCUGAUGGAAAAGACCAGUGAACCUGCGCAGGUCCACGCACACAUCACCAAUGCCAAGAUAACCUGCAUCAAACCCUGGACUGCCUCCUCCAAGCAGCACUUCCUGACUGUGACUGAUGACAUAGGAAUGGUCCGUGUAUUAGAAAUCCCAAAGGUACUCUACGUUCCCACCAGGAAUGAGAGUUUGAGUGUGAAGAAAUACUUUGAGCUGGAGGAAGAAAGGUUGAAUGAUUUUUUGAAGAGGGAAGAACUGUGGGCACAACAGAAGAGGGAAGCUGAGGAGCUCAAGAGGAAAACGGAGCCUGACAAGCCAGCAAAAUCCCUGGAAGUGAAUGAAGAGGUGAACAUGAAGGAAUACAAAGAUUACAUGACGCUGGAGGAAAGCAUCCUGAAGGGCAUCGGCUUGUGGCCAGCUGCUGCCGACAAACAAAAUACCUGAUAUCACACACAGUCACACACAUACACAUACACAAAUCACAUUUUAUAUAAAACAUAUAAAGCAGGUUUUUAUUUAUUUUUUUAAAUUUAAUUAACUGUUUUUAUAAAAACACAAAGGUUUGUAUCUUUGUUGCUGUUUUCACAAUAUGUGUCUUAUGUAUGAACUGUUUUUAUUGAAAUACGAUCUAUACUCCUCUUAGAUGUUAAAUAUGAGAACAGCAAGCAUUUUGUAAAUUGAUUCUGCCUUCAACAUUCAGACUGUGGGUUGGGGCUUCAGGGUCACUGAUGGGUUUUUUUCAUCCACUCAUCUGAGAUCUCGUUACUGGGUAAUGCCAUCCAUUAGCGCCCUCUUUACCACUACUGCUCCCUGAGGAUACAGUCUGGAAUACCUCAAGGAUUUGACCUUGGCAGAAAGUCAUUUUAUGGCUCUUUGAUUUCAUGAUAUUUAUCUGUUGUUGUUCAGAGCUCCACUAGUAUAUACAUUAAUUUUGUAUGGCUCAUCGUCUGCUGUUGAUGUUUUUUAAAUGUUUUAUUAGGAAGGAAUUUAAAAGUCAAACCACAUACAGUCAGGCCUACAUCCACCCACUCCUCAUUACAAAUCUGUUAGUCUCCAAUCAUAACCUAAAUAUGAUCCUCAUGGGGUCAAUUUAUGUAAUGUGCCUUGAUUCAGGUAACAGUUACACUGCAGAUAUCUGAACCAGAUGAAGUGGGUGGAUGUAGGACUGACUGCAUUCUGGUACUGUAGGGCAAGGUGAGAAUGAAAUAAUAGUAUGUACAGCUUUCUGUAAAUCCUUCAGAUGAUUUUAGAAAUGUAGGAGUUAGGAAAAAACGAACUAAAAAAAAAAACUAAGACUUCAAUAUUCUUGUAUAAACAGUGGGUAAAAUGA